AUGGUGGGCGAAGGCACAGUUCUGAAAGGAAGAUGGAAACUCACCCGCAAAAUAGGCCAGGGGGCAUUUGGAGAAAUUUACAGCGGUUGUGACCUUAACACUCAAGAUCCUGUAGCAGUAAAACUUGAGAGAUGGGACAACAAAAAAGCAGUCUUGAAAAUGGAGGUUGCGGUCCUCAAGAAAUUGCAACAUUCACCAUUUGCAUGUCGCUACGUGCAUUGCGGGCAUUUUGAAAACCAUAACUAUCUUGUUAUGGAACUCCUUGGAGACAAUCUAUCAGAGUUGAGAAGAAGACGCCCGAAUGGCAGAUUUUCACUGUGGACGACUGUCAGGCUUGGCAUUCAGAUGGUUCAAGCUGUCAAAGCGAUUCAUGAAUUGGGGUACCUACACAGAGAUGUAAAGCCUUCUAACUUCGCAAUGGGCCUGGCUCCUGGAAGAAGAGAGCAGUGUGUUAUGAUUGAUUUUGGCUUGACGAGGAAAUUUCGUCUCCCGUCAGGUCAGAUCAGGCCUGCUCGGGACAUUGCUGGAUUUAGAGGGACUGCUCGUUAUGCCUCGAUCAAUUCGCAUCUUUCGAAAGAAUUGAGUCGCCGAGAUGACCUCUGGUCAGUCCUGUACGUAUUGAUCGAAUUCCUCACUGGACAACUGCCUUGGCGCAAGUUGAAGGACAAAGAAGAGAUUGGACUUCUCAAAAUCCAUUUCAAUAGCGCAGAGCUUGUCCGCGAUCUUCCUCCAACAUACCUCAGCUUCAUGCAGCAUCUGCAAGCGUUGGAUUACCUUGACUGCCCAGAUUAUGAUUAUCUUGUACAGCUAUUAGAUCAGGAUGGCAAAGUAAUUGAAACAGAGGCAUAUGAUGAUGGAACGGGGAAUGUCCGCUUUGAUGGAAGCAGGUGA
Guillardia theta CCMP2712 is the source of this 891-nucleotide messenger RNA. RefSeq lists its product as hypothetical. Lineage: Eukaryota; Cryptophyceae; Pyrenomonadales; Geminigeraceae. Gene Ontology annotation, biological process: signal transduction; peptidyl-serine phosphorylation. The transcript is spliced from 12 exons. Bases 1 to 891 code for a protein of 296 amino acids. Gene Ontology annotation, cellular component: cytoplasm; nucleus. The record is from RefSeq and is a predicted model, not a curated record. Gene Ontology annotation, molecular function: ATP binding; protein serine/threonine kinase activity.